Daucus carota subsp. sativus is the source of this 1233-nucleotide messenger RNA. Its product is annotated as PHD finger protein ALFIN-LIKE 1. Gene Ontology annotation, molecular function: transcription coregulator activity; histone binding; transcription cis-regulatory region binding. Lineage: Eukaryota; Viridiplantae; Streptophyta; Magnoliopsida; Apiales; Apiaceae. The transcript has 6 exons. Bases 151 to 942 code for a protein of 263 amino acids. Gene Ontology annotation, cellular component: nucleus. Gene Ontology annotation, biological process: regulation of DNA-templated transcription. The record is from RefSeq and is a predicted model, not a curated record.
CUCUUUAUUUCCUAAAACAAUUUGAUUGCAUAAAUAUCAACGUUGACUCUCACUCCUCAUUUCUCAACUGCUAUUACUGAAAUUGAGAGAACAAACCAUCGCAUCGAACACUCCGUACAACUCUAUCCCCAAAUUUCAUUGGGUCAAAACAUGGAUAUAGCUUCGAAUCCUCACAGUGUUGAAGAAAUAUUCAAGGAUUAUAAUUCUCGGCGUAACGCUAUCGUUCGUGCUCUCACUUAUGGCAAGUUUCCACCUCUAUGCAUGUUUAUUUGUGAAAAGAGAGAGAGGGAGGGGGAGAGAAGCAGAGAGAGAGAUGUGGAUGAAUUUUACUCUCUAUGUGACCCAGAGAAAGAGAAUUUGUGCUUGUAUGGGCAUCCAAAUGAGACAUGGGAAGUGACUUUGCCGGCUGAGGAGGUGCCACCGGAGCUUCCUGAACCAGCUUUAGGGAUUAAUUUUGCUAGAGAUGGGAUGAACCGCAGGGACUGGUUGUCAUUGGUGGCUGUGCAUACUGAUUCCUGGUUGCUUUCGGUUGCUUAUUACUUUGGUGCUCGCCUUAAUAGGAAUGAAAGGAAGCGCCUGUUUAGCCUCAUUAAUGAUCUGCCAACUGUCUUUGAAGUCGUAACAGAAAGAAAACCAAUUAACAAGCCUAGUGUCGACACUGGAAGCAAGUCCAGGAUUAGUAGCACAAAGAGAUCAAGUGAGGGACAGGCGAAAAGCAAUCAAAGAUUAAAUGAUGAGAGUUAUGCUGAGGAAGACGAUGAGCAUGGAGAAACAUUUUGUGGCAGCUGUGGAGGAAAUUACAGUGCGGAUGAGUUUUGGAUUGGCUGCGACAUUUGUGAAAGAUGGUACCAUGGGAAAUGUGUAAAAAUAACUCCAGUAAAGGCAGAAAGCAUCAAGCAAUACAAGUGCCCUGCUUGCAGCACAAAGAAGGGAAGGCAGUAAGGACUAGAUGACAACUUGUUGAAGGCCUUAACCUCUCAUAUCUGCAGCAGCUGACAGCAUCGCACAACAGAAUUAUAUAGCUAGUAGUUUAUGUUUCUUGGUUGUACUUUCCCUGAUUAUUGUGUUAAUCCCGUUGCCAACUUACCAUGCCUUUUCUUUUUUAAAAUGUUUUUGAAUCAAGUAGCUUAUGUUUUCAAUCCCCGAUAUUAAAUUUCUGGUAAAGUUUGUUACUUGGUUUUCAACUCCAGGUUUGGGGUUUUUAUUUGUGGCCCGUAAAGGUGCAGCGGUUUA